This is a messenger RNA of Helianthus annuus (common sunflower), 1527 nucleotides long. RefSeq lists its product as uncharacterized. Bases 141 to 1277 code for a protein of 378 amino acids. Gene Ontology annotation, cellular component: mitochondrion. The transcript is spliced from 12 exons. Lineage: Eukaryota; Viridiplantae; Streptophyta; Magnoliopsida; Asterales; Asteraceae. Gene Ontology annotation, biological process: glycerophospholipid biosynthetic process. The record is from RefSeq and is a predicted model, not a curated record.
CUUAUUCAAUAGGCAAUUUUGUGUGGUCUAAUUUCAAAUGAAAGAAAGUAUAGUGAUCAAAUUGGAAGAAAGAUUAGUUCAUUCAUCUUCAUCGUGAAACCAGAACCAAUGCCGCAUUGUCUUCGAAGUUCCAGUACAAGAUGAAAUUCCGUACGGUUUCUAGGGUUUUACAGCACAGAAACAGAUCGCCAUCAAUCCAAUUGCACACUUAUCGUCUUGUAGCUCACCUUCAUUCCGCACCUAAGAGACCUUCGUUUGGAAUUGCAUUCGAUAUCGACGGUGUUAUACUUCGCGGACGUAGUCCAAUUGGAGAUUCUCCUAAAGCACUGAAGAGAUUAUACGAUGAUGAUUCUGGUAGUCUUAAGAUCCCAUACCUGUUUCUAACAAAUGGAGGCGGCAUUCCUGAAUCUAGACGGGCGUCUGAGUUGAGUCAACUCCUCGGAGUUGAUAUUGACCCUAUUCAGGUAGUACAGGGUCACUCACCUUUCAAGAACUUGCUGACGAGGUUUGAAAAUGAAUUGGUUGUGGCUACUGGAAAAGGGGAGCCUGCAGCGGUGAUGUCUGAAUACGGUUUCAAGAAGGCUGUCUCCUUAGAUGAAUAUGCGUCUUACUUUGAUAGCAUUGACCCUUUAGCACCGUACAAAAUGUGGACCACAAAGCAGCCAUGCAACAAGCAAAGAAACUUAAGUUUCGAUGUGACUUCUGAAAGAGUUAAAGCAGCUUUUGUUGUUAGUGAUCCUGUUGACUGGAGUAGAGAUAUUCAGGUUCUUUGUGACAUUUUGAGAUCGGGUGGUCUUCCUGGAGAGAAGUCUGAGCAUCAACCAGAUAUGUAUUUUGCAGCUGAUGAUCUUGAAUAUCAGGCUGUGUUUCCUUCCGAACGUCUUGGCAUGGGGGCAUUCAGGAUCGCUUUAGAAAGCAUCUUUAACAGUAUUCACCACAAGCCAUUGAAGUAUACCUCGUUUGGAAAACCAAAUCCUUUCGUGUUCAAGAACGCGGAAUCUGUAUUAAUGCAACUUCAAUCAUUGACGAGUGAUGCUGAUCUUAAUGGAGAUUACAAAGACAAGAAAUCCCACCAUUUUGAAACCCUAUACAUGAUUGGUGACAAUCCGUCAGUUGACAUCAAGGGUGCAAGACAGGCGGGACAUCCAUGGUUUUCUAUAUUGACAAGGACAGGCGUUUUUAGAGGAAAAGAGAACCAUUCAGAUUAUCCUGCUGAUCAGGUUGUUGUUACCGUAGAAGAGGCUGUGGAGUUUAUCUUGCAGAGGGAAUUUGCUUAGCAGAAACACAUAUUUUUUUUCUUACACUCUAUUCGUCUAAAUCAACAUCAUGAUUCAUUUCUGUUCUUCACUUCUUCUGAGUUUAAUUUUAGAAUGGUAUAAGAAACCAAAAUCAAAUCCAAAUGAUGUAUCGGUUUUCUGAGCAAUCAGCCAAACGGAUAUGUUAUAGUACUAAACUACUUUGAGCCGCUUCACAUUCAUUUGUACAGAAAAUCAAACGUCCUAUUCUCAAACCUUAAAACAUAUGAAU